Synchiropus splendidus (mandarinfish) is the source of this 530-nucleotide messenger RNA. RefSeq names its product CD59 glycoprotein-like. NCBI's taxonomy places the organism in Eukaryota, Metazoa, Chordata, Actinopteri, Syngnathiformes, Callionymidae. The transcript is spliced from 4 exons. The coding region runs from base 120 to 398 and encodes 92 amino acids. The record is from RefSeq and is a predicted model, not a curated record.
AGGGACAUUGGCUUGGUGGGACAAAGAAUGAGCUGGCAUAACAGCAGCGGAGCUCCAUCGACGCCUCACACUUGCUGGCAGGAGCGAGGACGGACGGAUCGAGGAGGAACCGAAACACGAUGAAGCUGCUGGUCUUGUCUGUAACCGUCGCAAUGCUGUUUGCAGCCGGCGACGGACUGAGAUGCUACCAUUGUUCCCCGCCUCCAGACGGACGCAACUGUGAAGUCAAGGUGGAGACGUGCCCCCCCGGGAAGGACGCCUGCACUGCUGUCACAUUCCUCACCGAGCCAUACAUCAGUUACCAGGAGUGUGUGGCGAUGAGCGACUGCCGCAUGUGGCAGAUGAACUCCCACUUUGACAUGAAGUGCUGUGCCGAAGACCUGUGCAACACAUUUUAAAACUCAACCCUGGAGUACCAUUGAGCAAGGCUCCUCUUCCUUUCACCGUUGCUGAUGUGGGAGUUUCUGUGUGGGAAGAGCAACUUGAAAUAAAGGAAAGCAUCAAGUGACUCUUCUUCAUGACAAUAUUUU